Molecule: messenger RNA, 1116 nt
Organism: Lolium perenne
Lineage: Eukaryota; Viridiplantae; Streptophyta; Magnoliopsida; Poales; Poaceae
Source: RefSeq, a predicted model, not a curated record
CAUUGAGUCCCAGGGUUCCAGUCUACUCUGAACCGUCGCCGCCGCUGAAUCCGCCCCCGGCUCGCCGCUCCGACGCCCACCAUCUCGUCCACCCGCGACCUAACAGCAGCCGCCACCUCGUCCAUCGCAGCCCCCACCAACCAACCGGCGACCUCGAGCUCGUCCUCUCCAUGUCUUCCUCCCAGCAGAAGCAGUAAUUCCUAAUGCUGGAUAGUAUAAACUCGGAGGCAUUCCUAAUGAGGGAACGAGAAGAGCAAACCGCUUGCGACCGUAUCUUCAGGGAAUUCGUGGCCGGGGUGGCACGGUUCGAGGAGCUCGUGGAUGGUGGGAGGCGAUUCCUGACGAGAUUCCGGCAAGAGCUAGAGUAUUUUCGGAGGCCGCGGAUUCCGAUUGAAUCGGAUGUUAUAGGUGAGAUAGUUAGAUCUAACUGCACCGACAGGAUGAAGUCCUAUCUCGAAUCAGGAUGCAGCCUUCACUGCCAGAGCAUCUCCAACUUGAGCCAGUUAAAUUCAUGCGAGGGAGAGCUCAAAGGUUAUAUACACAAAGUGAAGGCACUGCUUGAAGAACUUCAAUGCCUAGUGGAAGGUGCUUAUGACGCAACACUAACAGCCAAUUUACGUGCUAUGCAUGUUCCAGACGAGAGCACUGCUGACAACAAGAUGAACGACCCAUCCAACUGCAGAGAGGAGAAGGGGGAGCAACCUGCAGAUCACCUCGACAGCGAUUCAUCACUUGUUACAUUGAUGAUCCUCGUCCAUAACAUGCUAAAGCUUGACUACACGAUGCAGGAGAAGAUUGUCGGGUCACUGUCCCUCAAAUCAUCUUCCACGGAGCUUGAUGGUUACUGCCUUAUGUGGGAUCUGAGGCCGUACGUCGAGGGCGACUUGAUGAAUCUUGCGUGGAAAUCAUGCCCGUAGAAACCCUUUGGGCCGUUGGUUGUUGGUAGAUCAUGCCCAGCAACUUCUAGAGCUAGAUAGUCGCGUGUGUAAUUUAUGAUUGUAGCACUGACACUCCAGGAAGAUUUGUAUGGUAGACUGCAAUUUGUUAUGGGGAGUCCUACUCUGAGAUCUGCACAGAUCCUUUUAACAGAGAGAAGAAUAAAGGUCUAUCUGAGUA